Molecule: messenger RNA, 1468 nt
Organism: Jaminaea rosea
Lineage: Eukaryota; Fungi; Basidiomycota; Exobasidiomycetes; Microstromatales
Exons: 4
Coding region: 64-1287 (407 amino acids)
Biological process (GO): DNA damage tolerance; double-strand break repair via homologous recombination
Cellular component (GO): Smc5-Smc6 complex; nucleus
Molecular function (GO): ubiquitin-protein transferase activity
Source: RefSeq, a predicted model, not a curated record
CCACCAGUCCAAUCAUCUCUGACCUCUCGACGAAUUAUCUGACGCACGGCGUCAAACGUCGCCAUGCCCGAUCUUGCGCGAGCAGUCUGGCUCCAAGCCAUGAUGACGCAUCGCAUCGUGACGGAGAAGCAGGGACGUGCUCUGCAUAAGGCAGCUGCGGGCGCGGCGCGAGUCGACUAUCGAGCCUCGCAAUACAACAACUUUGUGCAUGAGGCUUCCACUGCUAUCUCCGGUCUCGGCCUCGAAGUUCGCCGCAUUGUGGACGAGUGGACUGGCAAGCCUCUCCUGGCCAUCGUAAACACAAAGGGGGACGAGAUCGCUCAGCUGGCUACCACGUACUCACCUAAUGAAAUCGGAGUGGUUAAGCGACUGGCCGAAGUCAUCUUCACCGCUCAAGACGAGACGUUUAGUUGCACCAUGAUGCUCGCCCUCAAUGUUGCUACAAGGGACAAGACGUCCUCUAUGACCAAAAAGGCGGCGGAGGAGCUGGUACACAAUCUCGUACGGCAUCAGUGGUUGCGAAUGUCGCCAUCCGGACGUCUCUUCCUCACUCCACGCAGUCUACUCGAGCUCGAGCCAUGGUUGAAGGAGCAAUUCCCUGAGCAUGUCCUCGAGUGUGCCAAGUGCCAUGAUAUCGUGACGAAGGGUUCGGCAUGCUCCCGCUCCAACUGCUCAGGGCGGCUGCACCACUUCUGCGAGCGCGGCAUGCCAGGCAGCCACAACGGCACAGCCAAAUGCUACGUCUGCAAGGCCAACUGGGAGCCCCUGCCUGUUGGAGAGGAGAGUCUGGGUACGGGAAGAAGGCCGAGGGCUAGUCAGGCUACUCAAGCGCGCGAUGAUGAUGACGAUGAGGGGUUGGACAAUGAGGAGACAGAGGAAGACGCGGAGGAGGCCAUGACGAGUACAGAGCGAAGGAAGCGACAGAGGAGGAGCAACGGCAACACAGUAGCGGCCAAUGGGCGCCGUGGCAGCACGAGCAGCUUUGGUGUGGCAGCAGGACGUCGUCGUAGCAGUCAGUCAGGCCCGUCUGGUGCUGCCGCAAAAAGGCGCAGGUCUUCGCGGAGCAACGUAGUCGAGGAUGACGAGGGUGACGAGGGUGACGAGGAUGAGAAUGAGGACCAGGACGACGAGGUGGACAACUCAUUACCACCAGCCCGACGCUCCUCGUCAAGGCGAGCCAGUACGACUCGAGGACAAGGAAGGAACUUCAUUGAUGACGAUGCCCGAGACGACGACGAUGACGAUGAAGGCGAGGAGGAAGAAGGGGAAGACGAUGACGAUGAUUAGCAAGGGCACGGACGCGUCAGCGUUUCAUGCCGCUCACCAGCACUACCGCCAACAGCCGCCUCCACGUCACCUAUAUUCAGCGUUCCCUCAUUACGCGACCGCGAUCGACUAUCAAGCGACCCAUCAUACCUCUUCUCGCGAUUUCCUGUCAAUUUGAAACCAAUUACGCCUCCCUAAUCAU